GUAAUAAUUGGUUUUAUGGUAGAAAGUAUAAUAACGAUGAACUUCAAAUAUACAUACCUGAAAUUGUAAUCGACACAGAGGAUGCUUUUGUAAGAACAACUCUGCGUAUUAUCAAAAACCGAAAAAAGCCAAGGGCUAUAAUAUCGGUUAAUAAAAGAGAUAUUCAUGAUUUUUACAAAAUACUUCCUGGAAAAUCAAAAGAUUUAUU
Molecule: messenger RNA, 208 nt
Organism: Racocetra persica
Lineage: Eukaryota; Fungi; Glomeromycota; Glomeromycetes; Diversisporales; Gigasporaceae
Source: the annotation of a GenBank genome assembly